CUGCACAAGCAUAYCCAUCAUGCUCUAUGGACAUAGCAUUUCUUCUCGACAGUUCCGGGAGUAUCAAAGRCGAUAAUUUCAAAAAACUGAAACAAUUUGUGAAAGACUCAGCCUCUUUCCUUGAAAUCCCUAGCAGAAGCCGAGGCGCWGUAGUAGUGUUCAACAGCAAUGCGUACSUUAGGAUCAACUUCAACGACACAAAAACCCUGGCAGACUUUCAUUCAAAAGUUGAAUCGAUAAAAUACUUAAGAGGAACAACGAGAAUUGACCUAGCACUAAGMRUAGCAGCUAAAGAUGUUUUUCCUCAAGCUCGACCAAAUGUUUUCAAAGUUGCAAUAGUUUUGACGGACGGAAAACAAGACCUCCAUGCUGAGCCUUUGAACAAGGCUUCCCAGCCUCUACGCGAUAUGGGCGUACGAGUAAUAGCCGUUGGGAUUGGAAAUGGAAUCGAUUCRAAUGAAUUGAAAGCGAUGACUCAAUUUCCAAGUGAUGUACGUUUCUUGUCGAACUUUGAUUUUUUGAAGACGGCCGCCCAGGGGAUUUCCCAGUACUUAUGCGACGUAUCAAAUACUUGA
This is a messenger RNA of Exaiptasia diaphana, 575 nucleotides long. RefSeq names its product cartilage matrix protein-like. Lineage: Eukaryota; Metazoa; Cnidaria; Anthozoa; Actiniaria; Aiptasiidae. The transcript is spliced from 2 exons. Bases 27 to 575 code for a protein of 182 amino acids. The record is from RefSeq and is a predicted model, not a curated record.